Molecule: messenger RNA, 5581 nt
Organism: Diatraea saccharalis (sugarcane borer)
Lineage: Eukaryota; Metazoa; Arthropoda; Insecta; Lepidoptera; Crambidae
Source: the annotation of a GenBank genome assembly
UUUAUGUGGUUUACCUGGUAUUUUUAUGUACGAAAGUAUCGGAAUAAAAAUGAAAAUGACAUUUAUUUACGAAAAUCAUAGUCAACAUACUCUCUAAAUUCAAGUCAAGUUCAACUCUAAGUUCAAGAAUCGACAAACAUUACCUUAAGAAUUUUGACUCUUAAUGUAAUUUAUAUACAUACUUAAUUAAAGUAAGAUCUAAGUAAACCCCAAGUAUUAGAUAUUAUAGUACACUUAAAUAAAAAUGGAACAAACCACUAUUACAUUUACAACACUACCUGUUCAAUAACAGUAUACCAGAACGAGCAUUAUCCAUGCAGCCUAAAACUCAAUAAUAAUAAUGUGUUAUCCUCCAUAGAAACAUUUAAUAUUGCGCUUGCGAGUGUUUUAUUUUUCACAUAAAUGCUAUUGAUAUGUUUUUUGAAAUAGCUUUUUAUAAAUUUUAAAUCAAUAUAUUAAACUUUGUAGCUAAAGAAAAUGAAAAGGAAUAUUAAUUUUAACAAUGAACUCAAGCCAUUUUCUUGUAUUCAAUUAUAAUACCAUUUCUUUUGUUAUUCAUCGAAUUAUAACAUUAAUCUUGAAUCUAAUUGAUGCCUCUGGCUAUUAGCGAGUUGCAUAAAUGAGUUUUAUAGCAAAAGCAAGUAGGUGUAGGCAAUAUUUCUUAUCUAUGCUCUUGCGACAGUGUCUUCGUCUACUUUAUACUUUAAACUUGACUUACUCAUUUGACAUAGCGAAAUGUUAUCUGCUUUGUUGUUUUUUCAUUCAGUGUCCUAUUGUGUUGACAUAUUUUUUUAAUGUUAUGGCUUGUGUAUUUUGAUUAUGAGUAAUGUACAAUUUUAUAUAUUGGAUCGUUUGACUCGCAGAAUAAGCGGUGUGCCGAGUACUAGCAAAGAUAUGAAUCUGGCCGGUAUACCGAUGCCCCCUACCACGAUUCGUACAAAAAAACGAGCAGCGAUGGCAACUUCUGUUGUUUCCAUGGCCACGCCUCCACCUCCUUCACCUAUACAAACUGCUACGUCACAAAAUAUGGCCAAUGUCCGAAGGCCGCCGCAGCCCACGCCGCCACCUAUAUACCAGGAGACCAUCAAGGACUCUCCUCCUAGCUCACCUGGUUCCGAACGCCCACUGAAACCGAAAAUGGAACAUAAGAUAGGCAUAAGUUGCACAGCACCUCAUAUGUUAGGCAACGAAUUGAAUCCGGACAGUGGCGCCGCCGCCCGGCUUCAGGAGCAGCUGAGCGCUGAGUUGGCAGCACAUGCCGCGGGCUCUAGCGGGGCCGAUCCUCUGGUACCGCCACCGCUCAUCAACAAAGCAGCGCCGGGCACUAGCUCGGGACGCGGCAGUUCAUCGAGCGCUCAAAGCUUGGACCAGCUUCUAGAAAGACAAUGGGAGCAAGGUUCACAGUUUCUCAUGGAACAAGCUCAGCAUUUCGACAUUGCAUCUUUGCUGUCGUGUCUACACCAACUGCGCACUGAGAACGUGCGCCUGGAAGAUCACGUCGGCAAUUUGUUACAAAGACGCGAUCAUUUGUUGGCUGUUAAUGCGCGUCUGGCGAUACCGCUUACUACUGUGACUACUGGACCACCGGAGCCCCCACGAUGCCCUCGUGAGAAUGGUUCGCAGGUGCGCGCGCCACAAACACAAUCGCGCGCCCCUGAAACCAUUACAUCAGACCGACCUCACCAGCUGAUGAUGCGAGAAGUCCAACAAAAGCCCAGCUGAAAGGAGCCGGGCGGCGGGGGCGGGGGCGAGGGCGGUAGCGGUAGCAGUGGCGUGGGCCAGAGCGGGAGUAGCACGGUGAGGCCCGAGCGUGAUCAAGGCCAGCCGUCAACUGUACAAUCUGACGCCGACCCCGCUCUGCGCACCGUGCAAACGUUCAUCAUGAUCGAGCAGCGGCGCCGCCCCGACUUCUCAAUAGACUCCAUACUCAAAUACGACCACUGAACGUACACAUCUCGCCAGUGGCGGACUAACCCCAUUGGGGGGCCCUGGGCGGCAUCACACCCGGACCGACCACCUUCCAAAUGGGGUAGACGCGCUCAAUAUAAAGGCAUAUUAGUACUGUGUAUAUAAUAAAGAUAAUUGUAGCAUAUAAAGGUUAAUGAAACUUAAAAAAAAAACUACGAAAUAAGGCAGUAAAAUGGAUUUUAAUCUUAAAAAAUGUAAAUUACCGCUACAGGCCGUAUGUAUUUGUCUACGGGGCCUCCAACCCCAAUUUAUGAUUUGAUUGAGGGAACUUGCAUCCAUUUGGAGGUCCCCCAGGAGAAGAGGCCCGAGGCGGACCGCCUCCUCCCCACUAGUCCGCCACUGCGCUUCGCCUCAUCAAAGUACACGCCCCGAGGUAUGUACCUACAUUAAAAGCGCGCGUCUAUUUUUAUAGCACUGUGAUUUUUUUCCCGACUAUCAAAAUAUUGAAUCUGUAUAAUAAUGAAAAGACGUUUUCGUGAUAUUUAAAAUUGAUUGUGAACAGAACCAGACAAAGUGAAAUCGUGUUAAGCAAACGACAUAAUCUGUGUUCCAGACUGACGACGUCCGAACGUUUUAAUAUUAGGCACGACGUUUUAAUUAUGAACUGAUAUGGACUAAAGUUGUAUACAUAUCAUUUUAUCCUGGAACGUUAUAUAACAACGACUCUUGUAUUUAUGUGUUUAAUUCCAAAAGUGAAAAUUGUUGUUUGAUUACUCUAAACUAAAAUUAUGUAAAUACAUGUUGAAUGUGGUCCACGUAAUGAGCCAAUGUAGUGAUUGUUCGUAAAAAAUACUUGUUAAACGGUGUGUAUCUUAAAAUUACUAUCACAACCAAACCUUUAAAUUGUUAUUUUAAACAAAAAUAUAUAGAUAUUAGUUUGGAAUAUGAGAAAUUACUUGGAACAUGUUUCGAUACGCACCUACACGAUCAUAUACUGAUCAAUUCAUCUGGUUAUAUGAGAAAGGGCAUAUACAUUUUACAAGUAUACUAUUUACAUACUAAACUGUAGAUUUAUAAGACAAAUUUUACAUAAGUAUUGGUGAAACAUUGAUUGUGAUUUUUCUAAUAUAAUCGUCGUUCAAGGUAGGGUAUAUUACAUGUCAGUGUUUAACAGUAAGUGUUAACGAGGAUCGUCCUAGUGCAGUAUGCUAUAGUGAAGUGAACUUUAACUAGUGUUGUGAAGUUUGUUAUUUGACUGCACGACUAAAGGUUCAUAGUGUUUUUUAUUGUGCUCCUUCCCAAAAAGUAUUACAGUGAAUUGAACAUGGAACUGUGUGAUGUCUAAACAUUUUUUAACAAGCACUGAUUACACACUGGCAUUUUAGAUUCCCAAAAUGUAUAAAAACAUUUGACGUGUCGUAUAAAAUUAAUCUUGCGGACUAAGACCUUCUAGGUCAAUAUUUGUAGAAGCAGAAACUUUUAAAUAUUGACACAUUAUAUAAUCGUCGAACUCGUCUGCAUAUAUACUACUACUACUGAUUGUCAUUAGCAGUCGUCGAAUCCAAUAUAUUAAAACUGUGUAAUCAAAACAAAUGAAAUAUUCUAUUGCAUUUAUAGACAUCUUCAUAAUAUACAUUAUAUAUAAUAUUUAAUCAAAACAAUGAAAUGUUUACUCAAUCAAUUUUAAAAGCGACUUUUUUAAUGUUGGUGUCAAAUAAUGGAAUCAUACUCAAUAAAUAAUAUUUCAAGUUUGAUUACCCAAUAAAAAUAUAAUAAUUAUAGAUGACGCUUUAUACCAAAGGUAGCAAUUUAAUAUAUAAAAAACAGUGCUUCAACAUUAAGAGCUAUUAUAAGAAUAAGCUAACAUACACUUGAGCAAUGUCAGCAAUUUAGUCUUCAUGUAAAAUAUGUUUUAUUUUUAAUAAAUAUAUAUAUAAAAUAAAACGAACCAUUGCAUACACUAUAUAAAAGUAUACAAUAUUAGUAUUUCUUUUUUGCAAUUCUGCCAAAUGAGACACUUUAUGGCCUGCAUAAAUUGUAUUGAAAACUCCAUUCAGUAAAAUUUGUGUGUAAUUAAUUGUUUAUUAACUGGUGGCGUUUUUUGUGUAAUAAAUAAAAUUUCUGUGCUUCGUCAUUAUUGGAUGAUAUUGAUUAGGAGUCUGUGCAGACGAAUGACUUUUGUUUGCGAAUAUCAAUUGUUCAGUUAUAUUUCUGAAAUAGAAAAAGUACUAUAAAGUUUGUUCGACAAAAGUUCGUCAUCUGCGUUCAUUUUAAGUGUUAUGAAAUUGUAUGUAUAAUAUAGAAAUGCACAAAGUUGUUUAAUUUAAGAUAUUAAUAAUAAGUUGACGUUUAAUUUUUAAGGGUAUGAAAUCAUAAACGUAAUUAUGAUAACUUAAAAGAAAAUGGAUAUGUGAAUGUAUGUUUUACAUUUUAUAUGUUGAUGUUGAAUCGGAAUUAUUUGUUUGAUUGAUUGAUAUGGUUUGAUUUCAAUAAAUUUGUCAUCCAUUGACCCACACGGCAAUAAUUUGUGUUGUGCUAGAUAUCGACUAUAUUUAUUAUGAAAUUUUUAACUAUUUGAACUCUGUUCGCAUACCUCUUACAAUUAGAUUUAAAGGUUGUGUGUAUGAGUAUAUUGCAUGUAAAAUAAUUGAAACUUAUACACGUACUCUGUUUACACCAAUAAUGAGAAUAUGAUGUUUGUUAUAUUAAUAAUGCGGACGUUUCCUUUUCAUGUUAAUUUUGAAAUAAUGUGUUGAAAAUAAGUGACUUUAAAUAAUUCAUACAAUUUGUAAAAUGUGAAAGAUAAUAUAGAUAAUGUCUUUUUAUAUAAAAAGUAAAAUCACUUAUGUAUAGGUAGGUAUAUACAUAUUUUUAAUUUGUAUUCUUUAAACUUCAAUCGUUUUCUUUUUUGUUAAAAAAUAGCCCAUUAAAUUUAUUGAAAACGUAUUCAGAUUCUAAUUAGUCUGGUGUACUUUAUUUAAAAAUGUGAACAUGGAAUGAACUGUGAUCAUUAUUAAACCAUAUCUUAAAUUACUACAUAAGGCAUUAUAAAUAUUUAUUUUCAUUAAAUAAUACAUGAAUUUUUGCAGAUAAUUAGAAAUAAGAACGAUAAAAAGAAUUAAAAUACUCAACACUGCUCGAAAAUCAUGUUCACGGAUUAUAUUAUAAAAUCACUAUGGAUAGAUAUUCAAAGAUUCUAUUAAGGAAGUAUGAAUCAACUUCAUAGUUAUUUAUAUUAUAUGUAUAAAAAAUUAACAUUAACUGGAAACGCGAGCACUAACAACAUCUUAAAAUAGUCUAGGUUAAAGUCAAUGUAAACUUGUAAUCGAAGUGAUCUCAGUGUAUUGCUAACUCGUGGUUAAUCAUAAUUUUCAUUGCCUUGCAUUUGACGACUGAAUCUUUUUUUAAUCUUAUUUGAUAUAUCAAUUUGCUCAUUUAUCUCUAUGGCGAGGCAGUGAAAAAUAUUUAUGUGUUUAAAUGGUAUAUAAUCGGGCGUACUUACGCCAGUACUUACUGAAAAUUUUCUAAGAAGUUAAAAAUGUUUCAUAUGGGUGAUUUUCUAGCGAAUGGGCCGUUGAUAGUGUGUUACGAGAUCGCGUCAUCUUAAUUUACUGAGAUUAACAUGGUUUUGGUUUAUGCUCAACUUUUCACAAUCAGUUAAUCGAGUUCGCUA